CUUGAAACCAGCCUCCCAGCCUUUCGCUCUUUCUUCCCCUCCUUCUGCGACGUUUGAUCUCAGUUCAUUGUCGCCUUGUUUCACCCAUCUUGACUGUUCUCUCGAUGAUCCUAUCUCUCCCAAGGGCCAAGGCUUCCCAAAUUUCAGUCAAGCCCGGUGCCCGCUAAUCUUCCGAGGGACAUUGAGGCGAUGCAGACUAGAUCCGCGGCUUGCCCCCAGCUUCCGACCCGCCGACGCACCUUCGCCUGGAACCACCGCUGAACUGUACGGCAAUGGCACAAGAUGUGCGCGACUCACAUUUGCAGCCUCCGGAUGCCGCUCCGCUCUCUGACGAACAGCUGUCGGAGCAACCAUCCGCUACCGAGUGGAUGUCUGCGCAAUCGAACCAUUCUACUGGCGCGCUCCACAGCGACAAUGAUAUCGUUCACCCACAUGAUGCAGUAGACUACUCGGCUGGACACUCGCGUUCGCCAGAGAGUACAGUCGUGGGCGAAUUCGACAACAUCCCGGCAAUGGGGAAGAAACCUCGGACUUUACCAGCAUGGAUCCGUUCAGUCGAGUAUACGGAGGACGAUGUAGAUGCAGCUGUCACAGAUAGGCUGCUUCCAUCACAGCCCGGAGAAGCCGUUGUCGCCCAGCACAAUCAUUCACCUUAUGCAGCAUCAAGACCUACCCUUUCGAGUGGACAGGGUGAAAGUAGCAGGGGUAUCAUCGGACGAGAGCGCGAGUCGCGCUGGAAGAACUUUUCUAGGGACAUCGCAUACCCUCGGGAACAAGGUGUUGAGGAGAAAUCCGUCACGCCGGACUGGUUGAAUGAGAAUCUCGGUGAUUAUUCUGAACCUUGGCGAGGCCAGGGCGAACCGGAUGAAGAUACCGAAGAUCCCUUGAGGAUGAGACGACGACGAGAAAUUUGGUUCAAGCGCUUCCACAGCACGCUUCUCAAGAGCCCUAUGGUCCCCUUGAUCUUUCGACUUAUGGUGUGGUGCUUUUCCCUCACUGCAUUGGCUCUUGGAGGCUCUAUCCAGCAUCUCUCGGGGAAGUACCAGCAUCCCCAAGGCCCCUCUGCACUAAUGGCGAUUAUUGUCGAUGCGGUUGCCUUGGUUUACCUCGUUUACAUUACGUUUGAUGAAUACACAUCCAAGCCGCUGGGUCUUCGCUCUCCCUCCGCCAAGGCACGACUCAUUCUUCUGGACAUCUUUUUCAUUGUGUUCGAUUCAGCCAAUCUCAGUUUGGCGUUUGAAUCACUCUCGACCGUGAGGGGCGCGUGCACAAUGGCUGAAGUCAACCAAGAAGUUGCACCCAAAAACGAUGCAAUAUGCGACCGGCAGAUCGCCUUGGCUUGUGUGCUGCUGAUUGCGCUGCUAGCCUGGCUCACAACCUUUUCUAUCAGUGUCCUCAGACUUGUCGAACGAGUUGCUUCAUAAAGUGCAGCUCUACAGUAUACCCAUACCCCC
Messenger RNA from Aspergillus vadensis CBS 113365, 1454 nucleotides. Its product is annotated as phospholipase D regulator. The coding region runs from base 273 to 1424 and encodes 383 amino acids. NCBI's taxonomy places the organism in Eukaryota, Fungi, Ascomycota, Eurotiomycetes, Eurotiales, Aspergillaceae. The transcript has 3 exons. The record is from RefSeq and is a predicted model, not a curated record. Gene Ontology annotation, cellular component: cell periphery; fungal-type vacuole. Gene Ontology annotation, biological process: positive regulation of catalytic activity.